GACAAGAACGUAUACUCUACAGAAAACCCGCUUUUUUCCCCUCCCCGCGUUUCUCUCUCUCUAGAUUUUCUCCAAUCAACAUCACUAAUCUCUCUCUCUCUCUCUCUCACUAGGGGUUUCAGCAUCUCUUGAUCGCAUCGGUUCAUUGCUGGGACUAGGUAGUGACUCAUAGCUGGAUUUGACUUUUGAGCUCCUCCAAUGCUCGUCUGCUCGAUCUGUUAGAUGUCGCUCGCCGUUUCCUCUGGUUUGGAAAUGGAGGCUUUGGAAAUGUCAAAAUACUGGGUAAAAUGAGCCAAACAGGGGGUUCUUCUAGGAUGAGGCAGAAGCCAUCUCUUGUUGCUCUGGGGACUCUAAUCGGUCGAGAGCUGAGGGGCGAGAAGAUUGAGAAGCCCACAAUUAAGUAUGGGCAGGCUGCUCUGGCAAAGAAAGGGGAGGAUUACUUUCUGAUCAAACCCGAUUGCCAGAGGAUUCCAGGCAAUCCGUCAACGUCAUUGUCAGUUUUUGCGAUAUUUGAUGGCCACAAUGGUAUAUCUGCUGCCAUAUUUGCAAAGGAGAAUCUUUUGAACAAUGUUUUGAGCGCAAUCCCUCAAGGAAUUGGUAGGGAAGAGUGGCUUCAAGCCCUGCCUCGGGCAUUAGUUGCAGGUUUUGUCAAAACUGACAUAGAGUUUCAGCAGAAAGGUGAGACAUCUGGGACUACAGUUACUUUUGUGGUGAUUGAUGGGUGGACUGUGACUGUUGCAUCUGUUGGAGAUUCAAGAUGCAUAUUGGAUACACAGGGUGGUGUAGUUUCACUGUUAACAGUUGAUCAUAGGCUGGAAGAGAAUGUAGAGGAGAGGGAACGCGUCACAGCAAGUGGGGGUGAAGUGGGAAGGCUCAACAUUUUUGGAGGCGACGGGGUUGGUCCGCUUCGAUGCUGGCCUGGUGGAUUGUGUCUCUCUAGGUCAAUUGGUGAUACAGAUGUGGGGGAAUUUAUUGUCCCAAUACCUCACGUCAAGCAAGUUAAGCUUUCAAAUGCUGGAGGAAGACUUAUAAUUGCGUCUGAUGGUAUAUGGGAUGCAUUAUCAUCAGAUAUGGCAGCAGAGUCUUGCCGGGGUUUACCAGCAGAACUUGCUGCAAAGCUGGUUGUUAAGGAAGCUCUAAGGUCAAGAGGCCUGAAGGAUGAUACGACUUGCCUUGUUGUUGAUAUUAUCCCCUUUGACCAUCCAGUCUUGCCUCCACCAUCAAAGAAGAAACAAAAUCCGCUCAGUUCACUUAUAUUUGGAAAGAAAACUCAAAAUUCUGGUAAAGGACCAAAGCUUUCUGCUGUUGGGGCUGUGGAGGAAUUGUUUGAGGAGGGUUCCGCGAUGCUUGCCGAAAGGCUGGGCAAGGAUUUUCCCUUGACUGCAAACUCUGGGCUUCUCAGAUGUGCAAUUUGCCAAACGGAUCAAUCACCAAGUGAUGGGUUAUCCGUUAACUCCGGGCCCUAUUUCUCACCUGCAUCAAAGCCAUGGGAAGGCCCCUUUCUCUGUGCAACUUGUCGACGAAAGAAAGAUGCCAUGGAAGGAAAGAGGCCGAGUACACGCACAGUGACUGCAUAAUUUCGUAAUGCAGUAUCAAUGUGGUUUUUCCUCUGGCAGUGUGAGCAUGUCUUGUUUUUUUUGCUUUGUUUUUUUUUUUUUCCUCCCGGUUUCUUCUUGAUAUAUGGAGGAGAUGAAAGAGUGUACCAAAGGUAACUGUUUCGCAGAUUGCUUAUUUUGUGUUGGUUGUGGUUGUGCUCAGCUGUUGGACUGACCGACAGCGAAUAAACAUGCCAUCUGAAUUCUGAUACAUAUGGUUCCAAAGAUUUGAUUGCUAACCGGUUGAAUAUGUAAGUAAAAGAGAUUGUUGCUAAA
This is a messenger RNA of Rhododendron vialii, 1871 nucleotides long. RefSeq names its product probable protein phosphatase 2C 5. Gene Ontology annotation, biological process: protein dephosphorylation. The record is from RefSeq and is a predicted model, not a curated record. Gene Ontology annotation, molecular function: protein serine/threonine phosphatase activity. NCBI's taxonomy places the organism in Eukaryota, Viridiplantae, Streptophyta, Magnoliopsida, Ericales, Ericaceae. The coding region runs from base 288 to 1577 and encodes 429 amino acids. The transcript has 8 exons.